AAACAAUAUUAAUAUUAAUUAAGUAUUAAAUAACCUUCCAAAAACUUACCUUUGUAGCCUCCGAACAUUGUCCAUAAUGUCCGUCCAUAACCUUAUCCGUUUAAGCUCCGCAGAGAUGGAGUGCAUCUUAGAAUGUCCCAGUAUAAGAGUAACAGCAUAUGAGUCACUUGCAAUUUAAUAAUCGGUACAACAAACUUCUCUUGUUGAUACAUUUUCCAGGUAUAAACAUAACCCCAAUUUAUUUCUGUCAUCUUUAUCCAAAUAUUUUGUCUGUGGUUAUACCUAUCUAACCUUAUAUACACCAGAGAGAGAUAGCUAAUUUAAAACCAUUUAGAUUUAGAAAAUCCCUAAACAGUCAUCUCCCCUCCAUUGGCCCAAAAAUUCGCGGGUUUUGAAGAAUUUAUGAGUUUUUUGGGUAGUAAUUCUGUGUGAAGAGGCACCAUUUUGAUUUGGCAGUUUGAAGCCGUUUAAAAGCUAUUUUGCUGAUUUACACUCACGAUUUCUGCACUAUAACUUUUGUAAUAAAGUCAAUUAAGUAUUGCAUACAGUAGCUUCUGGAUUCUGCAAAGUGCUAGUGCAAUAGUUAUCGUCAACCUCCUCCCGGAAAGAUCACUUCGUUGGCCACACACCAUCACUUGGUAAGCUCAAAUUUCUCUAAUAUCACAUACAUCUCAUCAUUUACUUUAAAUCUAAACUAUUUCUGCAAGAUUGCAAGUGCUGCGCUCUUAUACGUUAACUUAUCCGUUCCUCCUCCUUUUAGGCCAAAUACUUUUACGUCAGAAAGUUUCACGUUACUAAACUGUUACGUUGUGCACUUCUCUACAACGUACAGAACCUCGGGAAGUACAUAACACCUGUACUUGGCACCAUCCUUGUACGAGCCAAAGCCCAUAUACACAUAUGGUUAGGGACCUUCUCCGUUUCCUUGUAUACACGGUGGAGUACAACAUCCAGACAUUCCCUGCUUCCUGGUACCACCUCAGGACUGGGGACUAGGCAUCGAAGGAAUUUCGUACAGUCACUCGUCCGAGUUGACUGCCAGGCAACGUAGUUCGCCAUGAAAAUCCUCCUGGCGAAGCUCCCGCGCCCCUGGAUCGUGGAUGAAAAGAAAGACGAUGGCUACACCGCCCUCCACUUAGCCGCGCUCAACAACCACGUCGAAGUAGCCGAACAGUUGGUCCUCCAAGGAAAAGCCAACAUGGACCUGCAGAAUGUGAACCUGCAGACCGCCCUGCACCUGGCUGUCGAACGUCAACACACUCAAAUUGUCAGGCUUUUGGUUCGAGAAGGGGCUAACCUGAACAUAGCCGAUAAAGACGGCGACACGCCCCUCCACGAGGCGUUACGUCACCACACCCUCUCGCAGCUACGCCAACUGCAAGACGUCCAGGAUGUCGGCAAGCUGCUCAUGGGCUUGGGAACCCAGGGCUCCGAUAAGAAAUCAUCGGCCAGCAUCGCUUGCUUUCUGGCAGGGAACGGGGCCGAUCUUGCGAUCAAGAACAAGAAGGGCCAAACACCCCUGGACCUCUGUCCCGAUCCCAACCUGUGCAAGACACUCACCAAGUGCCACAAGGACAAGCAGAGCGGAGAGAUGGAGAUGGGGCCCAACCAGAAUACUCAAAACUCGAAUAUCAAUUCCACGCUAGACGAAUGUCUGGUUUGUUCGGACGCCAAGAGAGACAUGCUGUUCCAGCCCUGUGGUCACGUGACCUGCUGCUCUGCCUGCGGCCCAAGGGUUAAGAAAUGCCUUAUAUGCAGGGAGUCUGUUGCUACCAGAAUUAAGAUCGAGGAAUGCCUUGUCUGUUCCGACAAGAAAUCGGCUGUCCUCUUCAAGCCCUGCGGCCACAUGUGCGCCUGCGAGAGCUGCUCCCAGAUCAUGAAGAAGUGCGUGAUGUGCCGCGCCCAGAUCGAGCUGAUGGUCCCGAUGACGGUUUGCGCCGGAGGACUGGGCAUCAUCUCAGAAGUUAAAGCCGAUGUCGAGGAGGAAGUCAAGCCCUCUACCAGCGAGGCUCCUGUUCCUCAAGGACCUUUGAUGAACAAUGGAGGUCGGGACACCACCAACACCAACGACAUCCAGAAGUUGCAGCAGCAGCUGCAGGACAUCAAGGAACAGACCAUGUGCCCCGUUUGCUUGGACCGUCUGAAAAACAUGAUCUUCCUAUGCGGACACGGCUUGUGUCAGAUGUGCGGAGAUCAGAUGACGGAAUGUCCAAUUUGCAGGAAGGCCGUAGAGAAAAGGAUCUUACUGUACUAGAUGGAGUUGAUUAAAUUAUAACUUGAAUCGUAGUCUAUAGAAAAUCAAAUACAUAAUACGUUACUUGUAACGUAACGUCAUGUUAUGUAGUGUUUAUGUCGUAAGUUCAUUUCAUACUGUUCGUGUGCAGCAUGCGUUAUAUUUGAUGUUAAAAAUACACGUAGAGGUAGGAUACGUUUGGAUAAUUCAUAGAACCAGUGUAUAAUAUUUUAUAUGGCGUAACGUGAUUGUAUUUUCACUUUUAUAUAUCUUUGAACAUCACUGUGAGGAUAAUUAUAUUCAAAUAAUAAUUUAAAAUUAUUUUCUUAUAAUUUAGAAUAUUUGUACACUGUUGACAGUGGUUUUAUGAUUUAAAAAAAAAAAUAAGUAUAAAGAUUUGGAAUUGUUAAUUUUAAGGUCCUUGUAUAUCUUGUUGGGCAUUGUUUUACAUUAUUAAACUGUGUAAAAUAAAAAAGAAUAUAUACACGUACAUUGAUUAGUUAAUUCCGAUUUCCAACUUUUACGUUGUUGGCUGUUUGUUGCUUCUAGAUUUCAACAAUAUUUCGUUAUUACAAAGAACAUUCUUCUGCUAGAUACUGUUCACAUGCUUUUUAUAUAAAUGUUCUGUUGUAAACUACACUUUAAAUCGCUCGCAAUUCGAACUUUAGCAAUUUUUUUUAUUAGGUAAAUUAGAACAAUUUUAUUUGUUAUCUAUUUUCUCAUUAAUGCAUUAGUUUUUAAGUAUACCUAAAAUCGGACUUAAUUUAUAAAUUUGGAUUUUAUUUUUCUCAAUUCCUGUCCUAAAUGUAUAUCCAUGUAGAAUUAAAAAUAUUCUACAGGGAAGAAAAUUGAAUAUGAUAAUCAUUUCCAUAUAAAUUAAUUUGUUUAGUGAAAUA
Molecule: messenger RNA, 3129 nt
Organism: Anoplophora glabripennis (Asian longhorned beetle)
Lineage: Eukaryota; Metazoa; Arthropoda; Insecta; Coleoptera; Cerambycidae
Product: E3 ubiquitin-protein ligase MIB1
Exons: 5
Coding region: 1058-2254 (398 amino acids)
Biological process (GO): protein ubiquitination
Cellular component (GO): cytoplasm
Molecular function (GO): protein binding; ubiquitin-protein transferase activity
Source: RefSeq, a predicted model, not a curated record